ACACACAGACACAUGUACGUACAUACACACAGACACAUGUACAUGCACACAGGCACUUGUACACAUACAUGUACAUACACGCAGACACAUGUACAGAUACACACAUGUACAAACACACACCACCCCCCACCCAUAAAAAGUUGCCGUACUUUGUUGUUCACACACAGAGCUGGGUACUGCACUCUAGGGGGAGGCAGAGAGCACAGCACACACUCCUUCCUUUGCUUUCACUGUGCUCCGCUAUUGAGCAGUCUGACGGCUCCCAGUGCCAAUGACAGAUCCGGUCUGAGCUCCAAGCCUGCUCAGCAUGAUGGCCCUGGGGGACACACUUGCCCCCACCAUAAUUUUCACUCGCCAUUGGCGAGCAGGUGAGUGGAAAUUUCAAGCCCUGACCUAUGUGCCUUCU
Staurois parvus is the source of this 406-nucleotide messenger RNA. The record is from the annotation of a GenBank genome assembly. NCBI's taxonomy places the organism in Eukaryota, Metazoa, Chordata, Amphibia, Anura, Ranidae.